CGAAUAUGCACACUACCGGAAGUGUCAAUGAUAUCACUUCCUGUCAAUGCCAAACGUCAAACAUUUUCGAUAAAUGUGCAUAUAAACAGAAAAAAAACAGAGCCAGUUUUUAUUUAACCAGGAAAAGUGUGUCUCUAAGGGUAAAUUGAUAGUUUGAAGAGGAACAUAAGAUGCAAGUUGGCACUGCGUCGGGAUCUGAGAAUCCCACGUCUUACUACUUUAACCAACGGGGAAUAUGGCUGACGUACAUACUUGUGAUCUUUUUAGCCCAUCUUUUCAUAUUAAGCAUGCCAUUCUUCAGUACAGCAGUUGCAUGGACACUGACAAAUGUAUUACAUGACAUAUCAUUAUUUGUGAUUCUACAUGUGACUCGAGGUACGCCAUACAUGCUGGAAGAUCAAGGAACAGCAAGAAAACAGACCCAAUGGGAGCAGCUUGACCAAGGGAAACAAUUCACUCCUACAAAAAAAUUUCUCACAAUUGUACCUAUAGUUCUGUUUUUCCUUGCGAGUUUUUAUACAAAGUAUGACAAAGUUCAUUUUUUGAUAAAUGCAUCAUUUUGUGCUCUCAGCGUAGUAGCAAAGAUGCCAUGGUUUCAUGGGAAACGAUUUUUCGAAAUAAACAAAUGGUGAACAGUUUCGAUUGCUGCAGUUCAACUGAUGAAUGUGUUAUGUAUGAGAAAAAAGGGAAGAAAAUCAGGCUUCAAGAUUAUAAAUCUGAGUUUGGGCACCAGUCUCAGAAUGCAGUCUAACCAUUGGUCAGUUUCAAAAUUAUUCUCAAAAACAACCAAUCAGAAACUGGAGUUUUAAGACUGGUUUACAAAUUCAGUUUUAUAACCUUGGACUCUGAAAUGUUAAGAAUGUUGGUAGUGGAGAAUGAAGCUGGGGACUCUAUGGAAAUAGGAUUUAUUGUUUAACCCCACCCAGCCAAUAUACAGGUGUGGUUGUAGCUUUGUUUAUAUAGAUAGAAAAUAUCAUGACCAUGUGUUAAAACAGAAUGUCAUCUUUUAUAACCAUUUGCGGGAUGCAGUUAGAUUUGCCCUUGUCCGUCCGGGCAUCUUGUAGUUGAAUUUGUGACAUGCAUAUCUGAAAAAGUAUUAUUUGAUCUAGAGUCAGUAAAUAUAGGAUGUUAAAUCAAGAUGUGAAUUUGUGCACCUGAUGUUCUGUUUGGGAUUUCAAUCCACCAAACAAGAGUUAUGGCCCCUGACCUAAUAAAAACAUGCAUUAAGAGUCUACAGGUUUGUGAGGAACAUACCCAAAAAGAAACUGACAAGAGUCAUGGAACUUAUAGGAUUGUUGGGGAUUUAAUCAGAAUUUACCCGCACUCCCCCCCUACCCUCCCCUCAUAACAACAAA
Mercenaria mercenaria is the source of this 1355-nucleotide messenger RNA. Its product is annotated as ORM1-like protein 2. Bases 171 to 632 code for a protein of 153 amino acids. Gene Ontology annotation, biological process: negative regulation of ceramide biosynthetic process; ceramide metabolic process; intracellular sphingolipid homeostasis. The record is from RefSeq and is a predicted model, not a curated record. Lineage: Eukaryota; Metazoa; Mollusca; Bivalvia; Venerida; Veneridae. Gene Ontology annotation, cellular component: endoplasmic reticulum membrane. The transcript is spliced from 4 exons.